AUGGACGCUUUUAAAGAAAUGAGAGACAUGAAAGCUCUUGAAAAUGCAAGGAACAAGUUGAAAGAGGCCAUCAUGGAAACCGAUGAAUCAACGGAUCUUGAAAUUAAAUUGUGUCAAAUGGUGAUUGGUGAAAACCAUUGGGUGGGGUGCCCCGAAAUCAAAAUCCUGGUACCACAAACACACCAAAAUGGAAAAAGCGAUAAGAUAAGCAACGCCACUCCGCAGUGCCAUCCAUCUUCCACCCCUUUCCCAAUUCCCACCAUGGAAACCGCAGCCUCUGCAAUCACCUUCGCCAUUCCCUCCACCAAGCCCCAAGCCCAAGCCCGAUACCAACUCCUAACCCGACCCGCCAACCCAUUCACCCUCCCCUCCCGCGGCCUGGUCCACCGCGCCCCCGCGCGCCUCCCCUCCAUCCGCGCGGCGAUUCCCCGGACGAAGAAAGAGGAAACUGUGGAGACGGUGCGGGAACAGUUGGAAAACUGCUACCUCCUGGCCGGCAUCAACUACAAGGGGUUCACAGUGAAACAGUUCCAGGAGCUUCGGAAGACGCUCCCGGAGAGCACGAAGUUGAUCGUGGCGAAGAACACGCUGGUGUACAAGGCCGUGGAGGGGACCCCCUGGGAGACGCUCAAGCCCUGCAUGAAGGGCAUGAACGUCUGGCUUUUCGUCCACACAGAGGAGAUCCCUUCCGCCAUCAAGCCCUACAGGGAGUUCCAGAAGGAAAAGAAGCUCGAGGACAACGACUUCACUGGCGCCGUUUUUGAGGGCAAGUUUUACGGCCCCGAAGAGUUUAAGAAGCUUGAGACUUUGCCCACGCGCGCCCAGAUUUAUGCCACUCUUUUGGGCGCUCUCCAGAGCCCUGCUUCUGCUCUCGUCGGCACCCUUCAGGCUCCUGCUAGAGAACUUCUAAUGACUCUCAAGGCUCAUGUUAAGAACCUUGAAGAACAACAAGAUGAGGAGGGAUUUGCGCAGAUGAGGUGCAUUUGCAUAAGUUGA
Molecule: messenger RNA, 996 nt
Organism: Sphenostylis stenocarpa
Lineage: Eukaryota; Viridiplantae; Streptophyta; Magnoliopsida; Fabales; Fabaceae
Source: the annotation of a GenBank genome assembly